UCCCUGAUUGCUUUUUUCUGCAAUUUACUGCCACCUUCUCUCUUUUUUUUUUUUUUUUUUCUUUCUCUCCGGAACCGAAACUGUCAUAAUGUAACACAACCCGGCUUUCUGGAAUUAAAAGCGCUCCGGAAGCCGCCGCGGACAUAAAUCUGUUUAUUUUUUGAUGGUUUGGCACGACGAUAGCGACUGAGCCUGCAGGCUGCAUCCAGAGGUUUGCGAGAUGUAUUCGGUUGUGUGAACAAGCAGAAGGUCAACUUGCUUAUUUAUGUCCUGCACUCAUUUCCUUCCCCCGGCCGUCGUGAAUUUGCCAAUCUCAUGAUAGCUUUCUGUUUUCCUGCAGGUUUACACCAGAUAUGGGAAAUGCUACACCUUUAAUGGGAACAAGACGACAUCCAGGAAAAGCAAGCAAGGUGGAAUGGGGAAUGGACUGGAGAUCAUGUUGGAUAUCCAGCAGGAUGAAUACCUGCCAAUAUGGAGGGAGACAAACGAGACGUCUCUGGAGGCCGGGAUCCGGGUUCAGAUCCACAGCCAGGACGAGCCGCCGUACAUCCACCAGCUGGGCUUCGGAGUCUCGCCGGGCUUCCAGACCUUUGUUUCAUGUCAAGAGCAAAGGUUGACCUACCUGCCCCAGCCCUGGGGGAACUGCCGCUCCAGCAGCAAUGAGAAGUUCCCAGGAUACGACACGUACAGCAUCAGUGCCUGUCGCCUGCUCUGCGAGACCAAGGAGGUGGUGCGGGUGUGCAACUGCAGGAUGGUGCACAUGCCCGGAACCGCAGAUAUCUGUCCUCCCAGUAAAAUCAACUGCGUUGACAAAGCUCUUGCACAGCUCCAAAAGAGCAGCGGGGACAGCUGCCCGUGUGAGACGCCCUGUAAUCUCACCCGUUACGGCAAAGAGCUCUCCAUGGUCAAAAUCCCCAGCAAGGGCUCAGCUCGCUAUCUCUCCAGGAAAUACGACAAGUCCGAAGACUACAUCAGAGACAACUUCCUGGUCUUGGACAUCUUCUUUGAGGCGCUAAACUAUGAAACAAUCGAGCAAAAGAAAGCGUACGACGUUGCAGGUUUAUUAGGUGACAUUGGUGGACAGAUGGGUCUUUUCAUUGGAGCCAGUAUCCUGACGUUCUUAGAAAUACUCGAUUAUAUCUACGAGGUCAUCAAGCAGCGAUUACGACGUCUCCUGAGACCAAAGAGCAAAGAGGAGAAGAGCAAACAGCAGCCCAGCACUGUGGCAACUGUUGGUGUGGAGGACAACAAAACAGAGGAGCCUAACGCGACGACACGGAGUCACCCGGAGGGGGCGUACGCCAACACCAUGCUGCCCAACCACCACCACCACCCUAACCAUCACCACACGGGGCACCACGGGGUGUUUGAGGACUUCACCUGCUAGAGCCCACCGUACUUCUUUUUUUUUUUUCUUUCUUUCCUCCAUAGUUUCCUUUGCAUUGACAACGAAAGAAGACCCCCCCCCCCCCCACCCACCCCGCAGUGAAAAAGCUCCAGCCAAAGUCCGACACCCAACUUGUGCUGCUAACCAACCACGCGUGUGUACAGUAUAUAGCCACAGA
Messenger RNA from Entelurus aequoreus (snake pipefish), 1565 nucleotides. Its product is annotated as acid-sensing ion channel 4-A-like. Gene Ontology annotation, cellular component: membrane. Gene Ontology annotation, molecular function: ligand-gated sodium channel activity. Bases 416 to 1387 code for a protein of 323 amino acids. The record is from RefSeq and is a predicted model, not a curated record. The transcript is spliced from 9 exons. Gene Ontology annotation, biological process: sodium ion transmembrane transport. Lineage: Eukaryota; Metazoa; Chordata; Actinopteri; Syngnathiformes; Syngnathidae.